UCAUGAACCCCACAAUUCAUAAUUCGAAAAUUUUUCAAAUGACUUCUAACCUAUCUCAACUUCCGGAACAAGUAUUACAACGUCCGGGUCACGGUUCGCCAUAUUUAUCACGUGGAGUGAUAUUUUCGCAAAAUACGGCAGAAAUAAAUUGUGUUGAUCGCUUUAAAAGGUUAAAAUGAGUGCGAUAUUACAAAGAAUCGCCGAAAUCGAAGCCGAGAUGGCUCGCACCCAGAAGAAUAAGGCCACUUCUGGUCAUCUCGGUCUUCUGAAGGCCCGGUUGGCGAAAUUACGUCGAGAACUGAUUGAACCGAAGGGAGGAGGGGGACCGACUGGAGAAGGAUUCGAUGUCGCCAAAACAGGAGAUGCCAGAAUUGGGUUUGUUGGAUUUCCAUCUGUGGGCAAGUCAACGUUGCUUAGCAACCUGGCAGGUGUAUACUCUGAGGUGGCAGCAUAUGAAUUCACGACCCUCACAACUGUACCCGGGGUCAUCCGCUACAAGGGUGCGAAAAUUCAGCUCUUGGAUCUGCCCGGUAUUAUCGAAGGUGCCAAGGAUGGCAAGGGUAGAGGAAAGCAAGUCAUAGCAGUUGCAAGGACAUGUGGGCUCAUAUUUAUUGUGCUGGAUGUCUUGAAACCUCUGCAACACAAGAAGAUAAUCGAGAGAGAGCUGGAAGGCUUCGGAAUCCGGUUAAAUAAGUCGCCACCAAAUAUUGUCUUCAGGAAGAAGGAGAAAGGAGGACUCAAUCUAACCAGCACGGUGGGGCAGUCAGAAUUGGAUGUAGAUCUGGUGAAGACUAUCCUGAGUGAGUACAAGAUCCAUAAUGCUGACAUAACUCUACGCUACGAUGCCACCGCGGAGGACCUGAUCGAUGUCAUUGAGGGAAACCGGGUGUAUAUACCUUGUAUCUACCUGCUGAACAAGAUUGACCAGAUCUCUAUAGAAGAGCUGGACAUCAUCUAUAAGGUCCCCCACUGUGUCCCCAUCUCCGCACAUCACAAGUGGAACUUUGACGACCUCCUGGAGCGAAUGUGGAACUACCUGGAGCUUGUCAGAAUAUACACAAAGCCGAAGGGCCAGCUCCCUGACUACAGCUCCCCGGUGGUGUUGAAGCAGGGGAGGAGCUCUGUAGAAGACUUCUGUAACAAGAUCCAUAGAAGCAUUAUGAAAGAAUUUAAAUACGCCCUCGUGUGGGGAUCCUCCGCCCGCCACCAGCCCCAGAAGGUGGGCAAGGAGCAUGUGCUGAACGACGAAGACGUUGUCCAGGUGGUGAAGAAGGUAUGAUGAGAAACAGUGCUGUCAACAAUACAACAUAGUUUUUGGACUUCAUCUCUUGGUCAUGGAAAUAUAUUCAUCCUUGAGUGUGGAAAAUGCAACGUUCACACACUUGUGUAAGCUAACUGAAAUGACAAUGUUUGAUGAGGACAACAAAUAGAAGCCAAGGGAUAUAAGGUUGAAAAUCUCAUUAAUAUCAGAUUUUUGUACUCUGUUACAAUACCUCUACGUGAAUAUCUGAUAACUGUCGAAGGAGGUCGUGGGAACCCGGUGUGAACUUUGACACCUCAUCUGAAUGAAGAAUGUGUGGGCUUUUCAGCCAAUCAGAUGUCAGCUUUCUAAAACAGUUUAGCCUCCUUCUUUUUGCACCUUGAAUCUCAAAUUACGAUUUUUUCAAAAGAAUAUACCUUCGAUAAUACACUUUUUGGGUGUAGGUGCCACAACAUAAGAAAUGACGUUGUGUGCAAAAUAUCCACAGCAUUAUAAUAGCCGAGCCUUGAUUAUUUUGAUAACAGGCCAAAUAUAUUCAUUUUGAUAUGUUGCUCUAAACCUGUGCUUGCUCUUACCAAGAAUUAAGAAGCCUUGACUCUGAUUGGCUGAUCAGAAAUGUCAGCUGAUGCGACCUACAUGGAGGGGUCGUCAGAUCUUCACACGGAGAGGUAUGAUAUCAGAGUAAAAUAUCUCUUUUUAAGGAGAUUGAGAAGUUGUUAUAUUUAUGGAAUUAUCGGUCUACAAGUGUUUCACGAUCAUAAGAAGACUGUUGAGCUGUUUCUCGUGAUUUCUUUCUGAAGUUUGGUGAAGAUCUCACUGACAGAAGGUCAAGAAUGCUGACAUUGGUACCCCAACAAGACGUGUCCCAGUUGGGCAUUAUCUGGUGGAAUGUUACUUUCUGGUUUCCAUGAUAAUCUUUUCAACAAUAAUAACUGUGUCACUGCAAGGCAACAUUUUGUUACCUAACUUAAACAUCAAUGAUUUAUUCAGUUGAUAAGAUGGAGUUCUUGUGUAAAUAAACUGGCCAAUGAUA
Haliotis rufescens (red abalone) is the source of this 2294-nucleotide messenger RNA. Its product is annotated as GTP-binding protein 128up. The coding region runs from base 176 to 1279 and encodes 367 amino acids. Gene Ontology annotation, molecular function: GTPase activity; GTP binding. The record is from RefSeq and is a predicted model, not a curated record. Gene Ontology annotation, cellular component: cytoplasm. Lineage: Eukaryota; Metazoa; Mollusca; Gastropoda; Lepetellida; Haliotidae. Gene Ontology annotation, biological process: cytoplasmic translation. The transcript is spliced from 10 exons.